AUGUGUCAAUGUUUUGCAUAUACAAAACGUUUUCGUCCCUCACUCUCGUCUUCAAACUUUUCCUCCUUUUGUAUCGUAUUCGCUCUUUUACUGCCCAUAUCGAUAAAACAUGCGGGACAGAAUGGAGAUGCUUCUUCUUCUUCUCCUUUCUAUAAUAACACUUUUCCUUUUCUUUACUUUUUUCUCCUCCUCCUUUUUCCCACAUUAUCUCUUAUCACUGCUCAUCAAUCCAUACUUAUUGUCACCUCUUUAUUUAUUACCAGCAAACGGGUGCGCCUUCGGCGUGAAUCGUUCUUUUAG
Molecule: messenger RNA, 300 nt
Organism: Caenorhabditis briggsae
Lineage: Eukaryota; Metazoa; Nematoda; Chromadorea; Rhabditida; Rhabditidae
Exons: 1
Coding region: 1-300 (99 amino acids)
Source: RefSeq, a predicted model, not a curated record